GAUGCGAAUGUCGCACAAGCAUGUUACAUGGCAAUUGCUGCUUUUAUCUUAUUGACGCAUACAUUUCUCUAUUGCGGUGCCGGAGAGCUUGUAACGGUGCAAUGUACAGCUCUAUAUCGUGCUAUGUGCGAUCUUGAAUGGUACAAAUUGGAAUCAAGAAAAGCAAGGAACCUUAUUUUAUUAUUGAUACGAACCAAUGAACCGUUUCACAUCACUGCAGGAAAAAUUGUUCCGUUAACAAUGACCACAUUUUGCAGUCUUUUAAAAACGUCGGCUGGCUAUAUAUCGUUUUUACUGGCAAAGGGAAGAUAAAAAUGAUGACGAUGUUAAUAUA
Molecule: messenger RNA, 334 nt
Organism: Wasmannia auropunctata (little fire ant)
Lineage: Eukaryota; Metazoa; Arthropoda; Insecta; Hymenoptera; Formicidae
Product: odorant receptor 22c-like
Exons: 3
Coding region: 28-312 (94 amino acids)
Biological process (GO): sensory perception of smell; detection of chemical stimulus involved in sensory perception of smell
Cellular component (GO): plasma membrane
Molecular function (GO): odorant binding; olfactory receptor activity
Source: RefSeq, a predicted model, not a curated record